This is a messenger RNA of Verticillium dahliae VdLs.17, 792 nucleotides long. RefSeq names its product acyl carrier protein. The transcript has a single exon. Lineage: Eukaryota; Fungi; Ascomycota; Sordariomycetes; Glomerellales; Plectosphaerellaceae. The coding region runs from base 1 to 792 and encodes 263 amino acids. The record is from RefSeq and is a predicted model, not a curated record.
AUGACGACGCCGUUCUCUACGCCUUUGAUCUCAUGUAAGUCUUGCUGUGUCCCUGCCUUUCUGGGCGUUGACGCAUCGGCUGACACGCAGCGCAGCCUCCAACGCUACGGAGUCGCUUGGUUCGACGCCCUGCUCGCCCAGAACCCUCGCUGGGUCCGCGGCACGGCGACGCCAAACACGAUCCUCUCAGCCGCCAACACGACGCAGGCCGCCACGUUCACGUCAUCCAUCGGAUACCAGGCGCCGACAGGCAUCAACAUUACGCUUCCCGAGCAGGGCUUCUUCGUGUCCUGGCCCCAGACGGCCGCGAUCCCCAAGGAUGCGCCUCACCCCGAGGGCGCGAAGCUGCUGCACAGCUACAUCUUGUCGCCCGAGUACCAGCAGCUGCAGGGCUGGUCGGUGCGACGCGACGUGCCUCUGCCGGACGGCUUUCCCUGGGGCGCGCUCGAGACGCUCAACUCGACCAACACGGCCGCCUUCAUGGACUGGAUGAUGGACAGAGAGGAGGUCGGGAGGUUGAGGGACUGGGUCGAGAGACGGAUCGGCACGGCGCAGGGACUCAGCCCUCUCGUAACCAUGCCUGGAGCCCGUUCGCCUUCAAGGUGGAAGCCUUUUGCUAUUGAGAAUGAGCAAGUUGUUGGUGCUGCUUUGUCUUCUUGCGCUGUGUACUGUCCUGCUGAACUAUUUUCAAGGAGUGGUGCAGCAAACCAAGAUUGGCAGGCAGAGCAUGCAGGUCAUAUUUGUACAGUAUUCAGGGUCUUAGUGGGCCUCAUUGGGCCUCAUUGGGCCUAG